UAAUGUUCCCAAUAAACUGAUAAAAGGCUAAAGAUAUCCAGUCAACAGAAAAUAGGUAACGUGUACCUGCCCAUGAUGAAGCUGGUGUUGCUGAUUGGAUUCGCCCUGUUGGCAACUGCUUUUGCUGAGACUUUAGAACGCCAAGAGGAUGAGAUACUCGAGCGGAAGUUGAUGGCACUGAAGCAAGAAGCGGAGGAAGCCAAGGCUAACAGAAAGAUUAAGCAAUGGAGAGAAACAAACGCAGCCAGGAUCAACAGCAUCAUGCAGGAGACUAGAGAAGCUUGGGCAUCAGCUGGUGAAAGGAUUCUGGUUGAUGAGUUUGGACCCGAGACUGGUGAUUUUGUCUUCAGCUUCUUGAGAAGCACUAACAGGAAACAAUUUAUUGUGGAUAAUGCAGACCGGUUCGAAAGACUGCCCAAAAGACUCCAAACUAAACUGGCCCUAAGUACAAUGUCACCCGAGGAUCGAGAAAGAUGGAAAAUCGGCAACAUCAAGGGAUUAUAAAAAGCGAAUAAAUGUAUCUGAUUUACGAGUUUUAAUAAAUUAUGUUUUAAGAACAUUUAAGAA
Messenger RNA from Owenia fusiformis, 567 nucleotides. The record is from the annotation of a GenBank genome assembly. Lineage: Eukaryota; Metazoa; Annelida; Polychaeta; Sabellida; Oweniidae.